AUGAUUAAUAGCCUUAUUUCAGUACUCUUGCUUGUUCUAAUAUUUAAAAACCUUGUAGAGCCCAUAAAAAAUAAAAAUAAGUAUCCCUAUAUACACAUGCAUAAUAAUGUUAGUAGAAGCAACAUCGUCAAUAAAGAAACCAGAGAAGCUUACCAUAGUGGCAUAAAAGGGUCGAAGAACCUUUUUUAUGAGAAUCAUAGGAAUAAGUAUGUUCCGCUAUUCAUAUCCAAGGGAACAGAAAUAUUCAACUCAUUUUUUAAAAAUAAAAAAUCGAAGAGUAUAGAUAACUCAACAAGAAUUUCUAAAAAUGACUCGAAGAGAUCUUCCUCUUCGCUUAAUGAGAACAAGUCUACGCCUGACAUCGACAACAGCUUGCCAAACGAGCAAAAAUGGGAUCAAAAUAAGAGCAUCAAGAAGAAUAAAAUUCCUGGUAUGAAUAAACAAAUUGAUAAAAAGUAUUUUUAUCGUGACCCCCAUGUUAAUACAUCUAUCAACAAAAACGAUCGCAUUGAUGAUGCUGAUGAUGCUGAUGAUGCUGAUGAUGCUGAUGAUGCUGAUGAUGCUGAUGAUACUGAUGAUGUUGAUGAUGCUGAUGACACAGAUGGCACAGAUGACAUAGAUGACACAGAUGACAGUUUUAUCAGUGUCAUAUCGAAUGAUGAUUACAUUAUGGAUUUUAGUUUGAGCGAUAAAUAUUACACAAAGGGUAUGAUUAACGAAAGUGGUACUAACAACAGUGGUGAUAAUUAUUUGAAAAAGAAAACUAGCUAUAAUUUAAGAGACAAGUCAAACAUUAUCUUCUCACAUUUUGAUGCAUUCAACGGGAAUAUCAGACAUAAAGAGAACAUGGAACACAAUGUAAAUUACAUGAUGGGUCUGAUUAAGGAUUGUGCAUCCAUAAAAUCAGGGAGAGAUAAUAUCAUUCCUUAUGACCAAUCAGAAAAUGUAUUAAAUGAUGGUAGAAGAUUACAAAAGACUAUUCUAAAAAAUAGGAAGAAGCAUUUAACUAGAUUGUACUAUAGCUUUAAAGGAAAGAACGAUUCCCUCGCACUAAAAAGGGAAGAUCAUGCAAAUGGUGAUGAAGAAGAGCUCCAUGUAGAUCAGAUCAGACAACAGGAUUAUCAACAUGGGAAUGUCAAAUGUCACACCAGCAAAAAAUUAUUGAAAAAACCUGGUGUGUUGGUAAACCAUCCUCCCGAUCAGCAAGAGGAUCGAAACUUACUCAAAGACAAAAGGGUACACAGAGAGAAACGUAAAGAGCAACAUGGAGAGCAACAUGAAGAGCAACAUGGAGAGCAAUAUGAAGAGCAACAUGAAGAACAAGAUGAAGAACAGCAUGAAAGGCACCAAAGAAUUGAGAAUGACGGGGCUCGCAAACCCAUCGAGAAAGCCGAUUCAACAUAUUUUCUAACAUAUGAAGAAAAACAAAAUACCAAAAAAAAAGCACACCAGGAUUAUACAAAUUAUAUAGAAGAAAGAAGGUACCCUUAUUUUAAUUUUUUAAAAAAGAGAAAUGAGAAAAUUAUAAAAAAGUUACUAAUUGCAAAUAAUGGCAUGGCAGCACUAAAGUGCAUCUUGUCCUUAAAAGAAUGGCUAUUUAAAACAUUUUCUGAUGAAAAUUUAAUAAAAAUAAUAGUUCUAGCUACAAAAGAGGAUAUAUCAAGUAACGCAAAGUAUAUCUCAUUGGCAAAUAAAGUCAUAAAAGUACCUGGAGGAAAAAAUUGCAAUAACUAUGCUAAUGUACCACUAAUUGUUGAUAUAGCGAAAAAGGAAAAUGUAGAUGCUGUAUGGCCAGGGUGGGGACAUAGUUCUGAAAAUCCCUUAUUAUCCACCAUGCUGGAAAAAGAAAACAUAAUUUUUAUAGGACCUACUGGAGAAGUUAUGGAAGCUUUAGGAGAUAAGAUAUCAGCCAACAUUCUUGCUCAAAGUGUGAAUGUACCUGUUGUAAAAUGGAGUGGAGAUAGCAUUAAAAUAGAAAACUUUGAUAAUAAGAUUAGUGAGGAUAUAUAUAACAAAUCGACUAUACACUCUUUAGAUGCAUGUAUAAAGGAGUGCAAACGCAUUGGUUACCCUGUAAUGAUCAAAGCAUCACAAGGAGGAGGAGGAAAAGGUAUCAGGAAAGUAGAAAACGAAAACGAAAUCAAAAAAGCGUAUGAACAAGUUCAGAAAGAAUUACCCGAUUCACCAAUAUUUUUAAUGAAAGUAUGUGACAAUGUUAGACAUAUUGAAAUACAAGUUGUUGGUGAUAUGUACGGCAAUGUAUGUUCAUUAAGUGGAAGAGAUUGUACUACUCAAAGAAGAUUUCAAAAGAUUUUUGAAGAAGGACCCCCUUCGAUUGUACCUUCACAAAUUUUUAGAGAAAUGGAAAAAGCAUCUAUACGUUUGACAAAAAUGAUAAAAUAUAGAGGUGCAGGAACUAUUGAAUAUUUAUAUGAUCAAAAGAAACAGACAUACUUUUUUCUAGAGUUAAAUCCACGUUUACAAGUGGAACAUCCUGUAUCUGAAGGGAUAACGAAUACUAAUCUCAUUGCAAUUCAGAUGCAGGUGGCAAUGGGAAUACCCCUUCAAAAUAUAGAUGACAUAAGGAGGUUAUAUCACAUAGAAGAAAUAGGAAAGACAUCAAGUUUUAGUUCAUAUGAUAAAGUAACCAAUAAACCAGAGGAUACAUGUGAAUAUAGUACACCAAACGGAAGUUUUAGCAGUAGUGAAGGUACUUCCCAUUUGCAGAUGUCUAAACAAACCACAAGUAGUGAUAUCAAACUAAUAGAGAAGAAUAAAAAAUUAAAGGAGACAGAAACGAUAGAUAUGGAAAAUUUCGACUUUUAUAAUAAUAGGCCAUACACUAGUAACCACGUAAUCGCUGCAAGAAUUACAGCAGAAAAUAGUAAUGACAGUUUUAAACCAACUUCAGGAAAAGUAAAACGAAUACAUUUUCAAAAUUCUAACGUUGUAUGGGGUUACUUUUCAAUCAAUGAUGGAUCUGUUCAUGAAUUUUCUGAUUCACAAAUUGGUCAUAUUUUUGCAAAAGGGGAAACAAGAGAAAUAGCUAGGAAAAAUUUAAUACUAGCAUUGAGAAAAUUAAACAUAGAUGGAGAAAUUAAAACAGGUACAAAAUAUUUAGCGAAAAUAUUAGAAUGCAAACCUUUUAUUGAUAACAAUAUAACAACAAAUUGGUUAGAUACCAUUAUCGAAAAGAAGAAGAAUAUUUAUUAUAGUGCAAUACAUAUUAUUAUUUUAUGUGCCACAAUUUUUAAAAUGCUCAUACACUUUAUGAAAGAAAAAGAAGACGUUGAAAAUAAUUUAAGUAGAGAAGACAUAGGAAUUAAACCACAAGAAAGUGUAACAUCUGAUUCCAAAAAAAAUGUAAAAAAACCCAGCACUUUCGAAAUUGUAUUUGAAAAUGUGAAAUACAAUUUUAAGGCAUAUAAUACAGGUGAAAAUCUGUACACACUAAAAAUUAAUGGACAAGAAAUUGAAGUAUUAGCAGAAUAUGAUAAAGAAAAUAAUAAAAUUUUUGCAAGUUUUUAUAAUCAAACUUAUUUAUACACAUGUUCUGAAGAUACCUUAGGUAUCCAUAUGCAUCUAGAGAAAGACAACAUUUUUAUUCCUAAAAUUAGUAACCCAUUUCAUUUGAUAUCCAAUACUAAUGGAAAAAUUGUAAAAUAUUUAAUAAAAGAUGGACAUCAUGUAGAAAAAAAUGAAGAUUAUAUAGAAGUUGAGGCCAUGAAAAUGAUUAUGACUUUUAAGUCAACUGAAUCAGGGGUAUUGAGACAUAGGAUGUCUGAGGGUACUAUCGUCAAAGUAGGAGAUUUACUAGGUGUCAUAGAAAAACAGAGUGAACAGAAAAAUUCUACAGACGAAGAAGAACAAAAUAAAAUUACGCAGUUUACAGGUUAUUUGGAUUUAUCUAAUAAGUAUGCAUAUGAGUUGGACUAUACGGAACGGUCAUCUGAUGAGAUUCCAGGAGAUGUUCACUAUGAUAAUGGUGUUAUGAAUGGAAUACCAGACAGUAGUAGUACCGAUGUGGGUAGCAAUAAUAACACAUAUCAAAGUGCAUUCAACUGUGUAGGAAAAAGGAAUCGUGACACUGCUAUAAAUCACCACUAUAUACGAAAACAAAGGAAUGCAUUAAAUUAUUCGUUAAGUGGAGAUCAUGACUUGGGUGAAAGAAAUAUGGGGAAGGAUGUUAUGGAAAUUCUCCAACCCGAUGAUUCUUCCGUCUCAUGUAAGGAACAAGAUGAUGCAUCCUUCAGAGAAGGAAGUAGAAAGAGCAAGCUAUUUUUAAAACAAAGGAGAAGUAUAUUUCGCUUAUUUGCUAUGAAAAAUACAAAUGAUAAGAAGGAAAGCACAGCUGGAAGUUACUUGAACGACAAAUUUAAUUCAAUAAAAACGUACCUCUCCAGUUUUAGUUCUUCUUGUGCAAACUCGGUCGCCCUCACCAGUGCCAAGGCAGCGGUGGAACCGGAGAUGGAACCAGAGGUGGAAUCUGGGGUAGAAUCUGGGGUAGAAUCUGGAAUAAAAUUGGGGGCAGAAUCUGGAGUAGAAGUUGAGACAGACGUCGUGGGGGAAGUAGGGCCGAACACCGCGGUAGAAGCAGAUGUGAACACCUCGACAGAUGCAGACCUGAACACAAACAAAUCAUUUACAAAUACAGAACUCAGGGAAUGCACGACUGUGUCAUCCAACUCACAUACAGGCAAAGUUGAUUCGGUUAACGCCUUCUCUGGAAAUAAUUCAACUGCUCAUAAUUCGAUAAGUAGUGAAUAUACUCCCAACGAUGCAUCUCUGAACAUAGCCCAAGGGACCCCAUCCUUUGAUUACAUAUCUGAUAAGAAGGAAAAGAAUAAUGAUAACUUAUCGGUCGAAAUUCUAUCGACAAGUAAUAUAUCAAAUGAAAAGACGUCGAAGAAUGAUUCCCUGAGUUGGAAAGAUGUGAAUAAGAUUCCAUCGGAUGAAUCUGUUUACUUAGGUGGAAACAGUCCAGGGAUGAAUUCACGUAAGGGGAGAAUUCCCCAGAGUGAGGAUCCGAAAAGGACGCAAUUUCUGUUAGACAUUUCAAAUAUGAAAAGAAUUGAAUAUUUAUUAAAAGGAUAUGAACAGGAUUACGAAAAAUGUUUUAACGAUUUAGUGAAAGGGGAAGGUAAUCUGGAAUCUAAUAUGAUAUACAUAAUGGACAAAUUUAUAGAAUACAAUUCAUUAUUUGCCAAGAAAGAAAAUAUGACGCAGGUUGAAGUUUACGACAUUUUAUACACCAAUAUUACUGAUCAUAAAAAGCAAUACGAAAUUAUUCAUGCAUAUACAUAUAAUUACCUAAGUAUAAAAUUUAUGGAACUAAUUAUAAAAUAUUUGUUAGAUAAUAAGCUUAGUAGUCUGUCAAAUGUUAUUUUGGAUAAAUUAAAAAUAUUAAAACAUUUUAAGGCGAAAUCAUUUGGGAAUAUCAUUCUGUUAUCACGAUUCAUAGUAUAUGUUUCUGAACAUAUGCAAAUAAUUCACUGCCUAAAAGACAUUUUAAAUGAUGAGACCACAAUUAAGGAUGAAAAAAAGAAGGAAUUGUACAAUUGUUUAAAAAAUAGCAAUAUUAUUUGCUCCAAAUUGGAUGAAAUAUUCAGUAGUAAUUAUACUUCUUCCAAUUAUAACAGAAUCUGUGAACGGAUAGUAAACAUCUUUUUAGGGGAUUCCCAUAAAAUCCAUAUGUUCCUUCCAUCUUUGUUUACACCAAAAAAUAAAAUUUUUUUUUUAGAAAUAUAUGCACGUAAUUUGUAUACAAAUUUUAACGUCAAGGUGCUAGGAGUGUCUGAAGAUUGUGUGAAAUUUUGUAUAAACAACUCUAGGGAUGACAAUCUGCUAAUUUUAAAUGAAAAUAGCAAGGUAGACGUAGAAGGAUUAAUAAGAAAAGAAGGAAUUAACUUAAUGGAUUCAAAUAUAAAUACCAUUCAUAUUAUAAACAAGAAUGAGAAUCUCCUGAACAAUGUUGAAAAUGGUUUACUUCAUAUAAAAAAUAUAUGCAAGAAACUUUACGUGUACAAUUACUUUGGAGAUAAAUAUGGAGAUACACACCAGUGGCCUGAUGAACAAACUGUUGGAAAAAAAAAUGAGAAUAAAAACGAAAAUGAUAUUAGGACAAACCUGCUUCCAUACGAAAGAUACAUCUUUUCCUUUGAAAAGAAUUUACAAAAUUAUGAACUAAAAAAUGUAGAUGAAAAAAUAUUUAAAAAGACCAAGGUAGUCCUUGGAAUUUAUAAAAAGAAUAACAAAAUCACUUCUUUGUUUGCAGAAAGAGUGAUAGAUGUAAAUGAUUUGAAAAAAUGCACGGAAAUGGAACGAAGGGAUGAUUAUUCCCUCAAACUGAGUGAUGUAGAGGAGGCGGAUAAGGAACCAUGUUUGAUGGAACAGGAUCAGCGAAUAUACGACUUAAUGACAGAAGAGUUAAAAGAAGCAGUAAAUGAUAUAGCAAUAGCUCGAAUGAACCCAAAAGUGCAAGACCCCAAGGUAAGUAGCUAUAUAACGUAUCACCUAUUCCUAGAUGAGAUUAAUAAAUUGAGUGAAUUAAGAACAGUUGAAAAAUUAUUUAAAAAUUUCCUCAAUAAGUACAACGAAUUAUUGUUAGAAAAUUAUGUAAACGAUGUGUACAUUUGUAUAUAUAAAAAAGGAGAAGAACAUGUAAAAAAAAACUUCAACUUAGUGCCAAAGAAGGUACUAAAAUUACAUGUACUUUUUAAUAAUGAAAAAAAUGUAAUCGAACAGAUCGAUUAUGUACAACCAUUUGAUGUCGACACAUUGUAUUUAAAAAGGAAAAGAGCAAGAGAUAUAGACACUAUAUAUGCAUACGAUUUUGUUAAAAUAAUAGAGAUAUCUCUAAACAGAAUGUAUAGUCACAAUCCAAAUGAUCAUUUCAACCAUAUUAAUAGCAUUAAAGAGUUUAAGUUAGAUUUCGACAUUCUACAAAAUCAGAAAAGCCGGGUCACAGGAGAUUCGUUAAUGGAUGUAAAGAACAGUAGUCUAGAACGGGGUGUGCAACAAAGAGCCUUCUCAGCAUUCGAGACACAGAAUCACAGUGUUCAUUGUAGUGAUAACUAUAUCAACAGGUGCGAAAGACAUGAGCAACUGUUCGAGAGGCACGACAACCUAAGCGAAGAGGAAAUCAGGAUAAGAAAAUCUCUCUACCUUUCUGACAAGAUUGACCUGGGUAGAAACAAAAUGAGUGUUAUUGGUAUACUGAUAAAUGUAAGAACAGACGAAUACAAAGAAGGAAGAGAUGUGGUAUUCAUAAUAAAUGACAUAACGACGUAUGGUGGUUCGUUCAGUGUUGUGGAAGAUCAAUUAUUUUAUGCCAUAUCAAGCUAUGCAAGGGAAAAGAAAAUACCACGUAUUUAUAUAUCCUGUAACUCAGGUGCAAGAAUAGGGUUGUAUAAUUUCUUAAUGGAUAAAAUUCAAGUGUGUUGGAAAGAUGAAAAAAAAAAAGAACUAGGAUAUAAGUAUAUUUAUAUAACAGAAGAUGUUAAGAAUGAAAUAGCAAAAGAGGAUAUUAUAUUUUUAAAAGAAGUAAUCGAGAAUAAUGAAAAAAGAUAUAUAAUCGAUGGUAUAGUAGGUAAUUUAAACAAUCACAUUGGAGUAGAAAAUUUAAGGGGUAGUGGAUUAAUAGCUGGGGAAACAUGUAAAGCAUAUGAUGAAAUAUUUACAUUAUCUUAUGUUACAGGUAGAAGUGUUGGGAUUGGUGCUUAUUUAGUUAGACUUGGAAAAAGAACUAUUCAGAAAAAAGGUUCAUCUAUUUUAUUAACAGGUUUUAAUGCCUUGAAUAAAAUAUUGGGUGAGAAGGUCUAUAUUAGCAAUGAACAACUAGGUGGGGUAAAGAUUAUGAUGAGAAAUGGCAUAUCACAACUCGAAGCUGAAAAUGAUCAAGAUGGAGUUGAUAAAAUUUUCAAAUGGCUAUCCUAUGUACCGAAAACAAGUCUCGAUUAUUAUGAUGUUAUUGAGAAGAUGAAGGAGGGUUCAAAUAAUUAUACUAAUGCUGAGCAUGUGAACAAAUUGGGAGAAAGAUUUAACAAGGAUAAGGAGAAAAAGAGUGAACUGGAAGUUUCCAAACAUGUUUCCAAACAUGUUGCCAAACAUGUUACCAAAACAGAUGUACCAAGUUCACAUUCAACAGUAGAUCAGAUAAAGGAAGAAAAUUCAAGUUGCUACAAAAAAGGGACAUAUGAAAAUGGAAACUCAAAAAUAUACAUUGAAAGAAUUAAUGACAUAGACAUUGACAAUACAGAAAAUAUAGAUGUAGCCGAUUUGAUAAGAGGUACGGAGGAAAAACAAGGUUUUCUAGAUAAAAACAGCUACUUUGAAUACAUGAAUGAAUGGGGAAAGGGAAUCAUAACGGGAAGAGGAAAAUUGGGUUCUAUCCCCGUGGGAAUUAUUGCUGUUAAUAGAAAUUUAGUAACUCAAGUUGUUCCAUGUGAUCCAGUAUUAAAAACGAAAGCAGUAAAAUCAACACAUGCACCCUGUGUAUUUUUCCCUGAUAAUUCAUAUAAAACUGCCCAAUCGAUUGAAGAUUUUAACAAAGAAAAUUUACCUUUAUUUAUUUUUGCAAAUUGGAGAGGAUUUUCAGGAGGUACAAUGGAUAUGUUUAAUAGUAUUUUAAAAUUUGGAUCAAUGAUAGUUAAACAAUUAGUUAAUUAUAAGCAUCCCGUUUUUGUAUACAUCCCAAUAUUAGGAGAGUUAAGAGGUGGAUCAUGGGUAGUUGUAGAUGAAACUUUAAAUAGCCAGAUAAUCGAAAUGUAUGCAGAUACAAAUAGUAAAGGUGGAAUUUUAGAACCACCUGGAAUCGUUGAGGUGAAAUUUAGACUUCCAGAAAUUAAAAAGUUAAUGCACGCAAUUGAUAGCUCUAUAAUAUCUCUGAAGCAGAGGCUAGCGAAUACUCGGAAUGAAGAAAUAUCUAGAAUAAAAAAAGAAAUAGAGGACAAGGAAAAAGAGUUGUUACCGUUUUAUUUACAAGUAUGCCACAGAUAUGCUGAUUUACACGAUGUAUCCAAAUGUAUGAAAUCGAAGGGAGUGAUUAGAAAAAUUAUCCCCUGGGAAAAAGCACGUUCCUUCUUUUACUAUCGUUUACUGAGACGGUUGCUAAUGAGUACUCUGAGUAAAACCUAUGGUAGUACGUUGACCCAAAGUGAAGAAUUCAAGAAGCUUGUUAGUGACAUCACAUUGGAAGAUGAAGAUGAAGAUGACUAUGAAGUAUGCAAAAAAAUUUUAAAUGAAAGCACUUUGAAGUGCAUAAAAAAAAUAUGCGAAGACUUAAAUUCUAAGAAAGCCUUAGAUGAAAUUUACAACGCCAUUCAAAAAUUACCUCUACAACAGAAAAGGGAACUUUUUAACAAAAUAAGUUCUCAAAAUUAA
Molecule: messenger RNA, 9381 nt
Organism: Plasmodium gonderi
Lineage: Eukaryota; Apicomplexa; Aconoidasida; Haemosporida; Plasmodiidae
Product: biotin carboxylase subunit of acetyl CoA carboxylase
Exons: 3
Coding region: 1-9381 (3126 amino acids)
Molecular function (GO): acetyl-CoA carboxylase activity; ATP binding; metal ion binding
Source: RefSeq, a predicted model, not a curated record